AUGAAUCAAUUUGGCCGGUACUUGCACGCGCUGCUUGGUGAAUCGACAAGCGGCAAUCGAACCUCGCCCCAAGUCUCACUCAUUAUUGAAUCGACCGUUCAACAGACACAAGAAGCAACCAAAGUCAUGAACAAGACAGACAUCUCGUUCCUCCUAAACCCGUCGGAACCCUUAGCUCCGACAACUCCCGAGCAUGCGCCUAGGUCACCAUCGACAUCACUUUUCAACAGCCUCUCGCCCAUCAUGAGCAGCCCCGAACGUGCUCCAGUCUCGUUCACGGGUCGUCUCCCGUACAUUGUCCCUCUUGAGAAACGCCGGUCCUACAAUUCCCGCAAGUUCGCACCAACACACAUGUCCAUGGCCGCUCUGUACUCCGAGUGCUUCAGUCCCAGUGACAACGAGCAGUCCGACAUUUUGACCGCUCCGUUAACGAACACAAUCGCCCGACCACGCAAGACCCACACUCCUCCGUGCCAGGUCGAGGGAUGCAAGAACCUUGCCGUCUCUCGUGGCUGCUGUGUGCGCCACGGUGGUGGAUCCAAGUGCACUGUAUCCGGUUGCAACAAGCGUGCCAAGUUGUACCAGCGCUGCUUCCAACACGGUGGCCACAAAAUGUGCACGGAGCCUGGCUGCACCAAGAAGGCCAAGCGCUACGGCCAUUGCUGGUCGCACGGUGGCGGCCACAUCUGUGAGGUGCCAGAGUGCACGAAGGUGUCGACCCAGGGUGGUUUCUGUUGGGCACAUGGGGGUGGUAAUCGCUGCAAGCAUGAAAGUUGCAACCGUCGUUCGUACCAGAAGUACAACUACUACUGCAAGCGCCACGCACCUCGCAAUUUGGUACGAUAACUUUUGCAAGACGUUGUAGAUUAUACCACUAUUUUAUUUUACUUCGGUACUGUUUUGCUUCCAGUUUCCAGUUUCAAAUAUAUUUCAGAUAUAAGCCAUAAAAUACGAAUAUCGCGUAUCAAAACUACC
Molecule: messenger RNA, 975 nt
Organism: Phytophthora nicotianae INRA-310
Lineage: Eukaryota; Oomycota; Peronosporomycetes; Peronosporales; Peronosporaceae
Exons: 2
Coding region: 1-846 (281 amino acids)
Source: RefSeq, a predicted model, not a curated record